This is a messenger RNA of Dovyalis caffra, 5442 nucleotides long. NCBI's taxonomy places the organism in Eukaryota, Viridiplantae, Streptophyta, Magnoliopsida, Malpighiales, Salicaceae. The record is from the annotation of a GenBank genome assembly.
AUGCCUUCUAUGGCUUCUCCGGGAAAAAUUCUGAAAUUGGAGAUGGAGAACUUCAAAUCCUACAAAGGUCUCCAAACAAUCGGUCCAUUCAAGGACUUCACCGCCAUAAUCGGCCCAAACGGAGCUGGAAAAUCUAACUUAAUGGACGCUAUCAGUUUUGUUCUCGGUGUCCGUACUGGCCACCUCCGUGGUGCCCAACUGAAAGACCUUAUUUAUGCAUACGACGACCGCGAAAAGGAGCAAAAAGGCCGGAGAGCCUUCGUGCGCUUGGUCUACCUGUUGCCUGAUGGGUCGGAGCUCCAAUUUAUCCGGGCUAUUACCAGCUCUGGUGGCAGUGAGUACCGUAUUGAUGGCAAGGUUGUUAAUUGGGAUGAAUAUAAUGCCAGGUUAAAAGAGCUAGGCAUUCUUGUUAAGGCCAGGAAUUUUUUGGUGUUUCAGGGUGACGUGGAGUCCAUUGCAUCUAAAAACCCAAAAGAGUUGACUGCACUUUUUGAGCAGAUAUCUGGAUCUGAAGAUCUCAAGAGAGAAUACGAAGAUCUUGAAGAAAAGAAAGCUAGGGCUGAAGAAAAAUCAGCUCUUGUUUAUCAGAAAAAGAGAACAGUAGUUAUGGAGAGGAAGCAAAAGAAAGAGCAGAAGGAAGAAGCAGAAAAGCAUCUACGCUUGCAAGAUCAAUUGAAAUCUUUGAAGAAAGAACACUUCCUAUGGCAAUUGUAUACUAUACACAAUGACAUCGAUAAGAUGAAUGCUGAACUUGAAGCUGAAAGGAGGAAUCAGGAAGAUCUCAUGCAAGAACUUGAGAAGUUUGGACAUGAAGCAGACAAGAAGAAGAAGGAACAAGAAAAAUACCAGAAAGAGAUUACACAAUGUGAAAGGAAGAUCAAAGAGAGAAGUUUAAAACUUGACAAGCAUCAACCAGAACUUCUUAAAUUAAACGAGGAAAUGUCGCGCAUAAAUUCAAAAAUUAAGAGUAGCCGUAAGGAGUUUGAGAGGAAAAUGGUAGAAAGGAGGAAGCAUGCUGAUGAGAUAGAAAAGCUGGAGACUGGCAUUCAAGAUCUGACUUCCCAAUUGGAUGAUCUACGUGAAAAAAGUCGAGAUGUUGGUGGAAAACUUCCCCUGGCUGACAGUCAACUACAAGAAUACUUUCGGAUAGAAAACAGACAAGAAGUCAUUAUGGACACUUGCUCUUCUGUUGGUACCCUGGUGCUUAUGGAUGAAGAGGAAUUGGGAAAAUUUUAUGGAUUGCUCUCUUUCCAUGCAGCCAUUAUGAUUGGAAUUGUAUUCCAAGCACCUCUGUGGUGCUCGGCUUCUGUGGGUUUUGCAGGGUCUCUCUAUCCAACAUUUAAUGGGUUUUUGGAGUCCUCCUUUGAUUGUUUUCAUUUUGUUUCCUUCAGUAAGGAGGAUGCUGGCAUGAAAACCAUCAAGCUAAGGGAUGAAAAGGAGGUUCUGGAUAGGCAGCAACAUGCCGAUAUGGAAGCUCAAAAGAAUUUGGAAGAAAACCUCCAACAGUUGAAAAAUCGGGCACAGGAACUGGAAGCACAGGACAAACAAAUGCAUGAAAGAAUGCAAAAGAUUCUUGAUGCUUCUACAAAGCAUAAACAUGAGCUGACUGAUCUGAAAAAGGAAUUGCGUGAGAUGCAAGAUAAACAUCGGGAUUCCAGGCAUAAAUAUGAGAACUUGAAGUCUAAAAUUGGUGAAGUAGAAAACCAGCUACGUGAAUUGAGAGCAGAUAGACAUGAGAAUGAGAGGGAUGCUAAGCUGUUUCAAGCGGUUGAGACUCUCAAACGUCUAUUUCAAGGAGUUCAUGGCCGGAUGAUUGAUCUCUGUAGACCAACCCAGAAGAAGUACAACCUAGCUGUUACUGUUGCUAUGGGUAAGUUCAUGGAUGCAGUUGUGGUUGAGGAUGAAAACACCGGUAAAGAGUGCAUCAAGUAUUUGAAAGACCAAAGGCUUCCUCCUCAGACAUUUAUACCCCUUCAAUCAGUUCGUGUAAAGCCAGUAUUUGAACGGUUGCGUACCUUAGGUGGUACUGCAAAGUUGGUCUUUGAUGUGAUCCAAUAUCCUUUGAAAAGUUUGGCGUCGAGCUCAAAUCAUGAUCAUGAUACUUUUCAUGCUUCUGACGUCUACGAAGCUAAGAUUUAUGAUACUUUCUUUCAGAAACAUUCUAUUUUCCUAAAACAUCUUUUCUUAGCUGGGAAGGCAAUUCUUUUUGCUGUUGGAAAUACUCUAGUGUGUGAUGACCUUGAUGAAGCGAAGGUUCUUAGCUGGACUGGGGAGCGGUUUAGAGUUGUAACGGUAGAUGGGAUCCUGCUCACAAAGUCUGGUACAAUGACUGGUGGUACCAGUGGUGGAAUGGAAGCAAAGUCAAAACAGUGGGAUGAUAAAAAGAUCGAAGGCCUGAAAAAGAAGAAAGAACAACUGGAGUCUGAGUUGGAGGAGCUUGGGUCAAUCAGGGAGAUGCAUUUAAGGGAGUCUGAAGCAUCAGGAAAAAUUAGUGGGCUUGAAAAGAAGAUUCAGUAUGCAGAAAUUGAGAAGAAAAGUAUCGACGACAAACUUGCAAACUUGAAAAAGGAGAAGCGGAUUAUUAAAGAAGAAAUUGACCGUAUAAACCCUGAACUUCUUAAGUUAAAAGAAACUGUAAAAAAGAGGGCCACUGAAAUUAGGAAGCUGGAGAAGAAAAUCAAUCAGAUUGUUGACAAUAUAUAUGAACAAUUUAGUAAGGAUGUUGGGGUGGCAAAUAUUCGUGAAUAUGAAGAAAACCAUCUCAAGGCUGCGCAAAACAUGGCCGAAGAAACGUUAAGCUUAAGAGUUCUGAUCGGUCUUUAUACUCCAACCAUAGCUGUUAGUGCCAUCUAUUUUUUGUUGAGGUUGGAGUAUGAGCAAAAACGGGACAUGGAAUCACGAAUUAGAAAACUAGAAUCUUCUCUCAGUGCUUUAGAAAAUGAAUUGAAACAAGUUCAGAAAAAAGAGGCCCAAUUGAAGUUAGCAUCUGAUAAAGCUACUGAUGAGAUCGAUAGAUGGAAGGAAGAAAUGAAAGAGUGGAAAUCCAAGUCAGAAGAGUGCGCAAAUGAGAUACGUGAAUGGACGAAGAAGGGUUCUGCAGUUACAAGCAACUUAUCUAGGCUUACCCGCCUUAUAAACUCAAAGGAGACACAGAUUGCACAAUUAUCGUCCAGGAAGCAGGAUAUAGUGGAGAAGUGUGAAUUAGAAAAUAUAAACCUUCCCACUGUUUCAGACCCAAUGGACACUGACUCACCAAUUCCUGGACCAGAUUAUGAUUUUAGUCAGCUAAAUAGAUCUCUUCAGGAUAGGAGACCUUCUGUCAGAGAGAAGCUUGAGGCAGAUUUUAAGCAAAAGAUGGAUGCCUUGAUAUCAGAAAUUGAAAAAACCGCUCCAAACUUGAAAGCACUGGAUCAAUAUGAGGCUCUGCGAGAGAGAGAAAAGGUAGUCACUGAAGAGUUUGAAGCAGCCAGAAAGGAGGAGAAGCAAAUAGCUGAUGCUUACAAUGGCGUUAAGCAGAGAAGGUAUGAGUUGUUUAUGGGAGCUUUCAAUCACAUAUCAAAUAGUAUUGAUAAGAUUUACAAACAACUGACAAAGAGCAACAGUCAUCCGUUGGGCGGGAUGGCAUAUUUGAGCUUAGAAAAUGAGGAUGAUCCUUUUCUAAAUGGUAUCAAAUACACUGCUAUGCCCCCACAAAAGCGUUUUCGAGAUAUGGAACAGCUCUCUGGUGGGGAGAAGACUGUUGCAGCACUGGCAUUACUGUUCUCCAUCCACAGCUACAAGCCUUCACCAUUUUUUAUAUUGGAUGAAGUCGAUGCUGCAUUGGAUAAUUUAAAUGUUGCCAAGGUUGCUGGAUUCAUUCGAGCAAAAUCAUGUGAAGGAACCAGGGGUAUUGUGGAUGCUGAUGAUGGCAGUGGUUUUCAGAGUAUUGUGAUCUCUCUGAAGGAUAGCUUUUAUGACAAGGCCGAAGCAUUGGUUGGGGUUUACAGGGACUCUGAGAGGAGUUGCUCAAGAACUCUGACGUUUGACCUGUCAAUGAUUGAACCUUCAGGGAGAUCUUCCGAUCAACAACAAUUAAUGGAGGGGAAAAUUGAGAAGAGACACAAAGACAACGACAAUAGGAUGGUUAAAAAAGUGCAACAGGAGGGUAAUGAGAAAACAGCCACCAUCAAAAACCAACAGAUCCAUCUACAAAAUCUGAAUCGAUCAGCUAUUCAAGAAGAUGAAGAAACAGCUGCUUCUAUUGGGUUGGAGCUGAGAAAGCAGCAUGCCUUGAACAAAUUCCGGAGCAUGGUGGAAAAUGCAAUUAUUGAUAAUUUCCUUCUAGAAAAACCCAAGAGAAGUUUUUCAAGGAAAGAUACAGAAAGCGAGAGAAAACAGCAGAGGGAGAUUAGCCUUUGGGGUGUGCCUUUAUUGCCAAGUAAAGGCCAUGCGAGCACCGAUGUUGUGCUGUUAAAAUUCCUGACAGCGAAGGACUUUAAGGUUUACGAGGCAUUCGAGAUGCUUCGAAACAAUCUGAAAUGGCGGAGGGAAUACAAGAUGGAUACUAUUCUCGACGAGGAUUUCCAUCUCGGUCUUGAAAAUUUUGUGUACAUAAAUAGUGUAGGCAAACAAGGUCAGCCUUUGUAUUAUACUGUAUAUGGGGCUUUCAAGAACAAGGAAUUGUGCUGGAAAGUAUUAGGAACAGAAGAGAAUCGUGAAAAGUUUUUGAGGUUAAGAAUCCAAUUCAUGGAGAAGAGCAUCAAGCAACUUAGUUUCAAAGCUGGAGGGGCAGAUUCUAUUCUUCAGAUUACAGAUCUCAAGCACUCACCAGGGCCAGAAAUGAAGGAGUUCCGUUCAGUCCACAAAAAGGCCUCCACAUUGCUUCAAGACAAUUAUCCUGAGAUCAUUCAAAAGCAUAUUUUGAUAAAUGUUCCGUUUUGGUAUUACACAUCCCGUUUUCUAACGUCCAAGCUCAAGAAUCAAAGAAGUAAAAAGAAGAUUAUUCUUGCUAGACCAUCAGAAGUCACAAAAACCCUUCUAAAGUACAUAUCACCUGAAAACCUUCCAGUUGAAUAUGGUGGUCUGAAAAGAGAUGAUGAUAUUGAGUUUUUUCCUGAGGACAAAGCUUCAGAGCUAAUUGUCAAACCAAAUUCAGCUAGCUGCAUCCAAAUUCCAGUCACUGAGGCUGGCGUAACAAUUGUAUGGGACUUUACUGUGGUUGGAUGGGAGGUGACAUGUAAACAACAGUUCAUCCCAGAUGAUGAGGGCUCAUACGAGGUUCUGCUCCGAAAAGACAAGGAGAAGAGAGUAGGAGAGAGUGUUAGGAAUUCGUUUUACAUAAGCGAACCAGGGAAGAUUUUGAUAAGCUUUGACAAUGCAACACUGAAGAAGAAAAGGGUGUACUAUAGAUCUAAGGCCAAACCCACUGUACCAACCUUUAUCAUCUUCAAGAAACAGCUUUAG